This is a messenger RNA of Malassezia globosa CBS 7966, 1632 nucleotides long. RefSeq lists its product as uncharacterized. The coding region runs from base 1 to 1632 and encodes 543 amino acids. Gene Ontology annotation, molecular function: DNA binding. The record is from RefSeq and is a predicted model, not a curated record. NCBI's taxonomy places the organism in Eukaryota, Fungi, Basidiomycota, Malasseziomycetes, Malasseziales, Malasseziaceae. The transcript has a single exon.
AUGAAUGAACUGGAAAGAGAAGAUGUGCUGACAGAGCGCCGCGAUGAAAUUUCUCGGAGGCAACAGCAAGCACAACUGGCCGCCAUGGUGCGAACGCAGCAAGCGGCGGCGGCCAGUAAGUCGCGGCGCCAGUCAUUCUCGUCGUCAUCUAGAAGCAAGACAAAGUCGUCGUCGUCUUCAUCAUCAUCGAAGCUUUCAGAUGCACAGCGAGAGAAGCGUCGACGCUCUGACGUACGGCGCGAACUAGAAGAUUUGGAUGAUCCAUUCGCGGAGGACGAGUCUGAUCAGGAUGUGUUUCGCGAGUCUGAUGAAGAAGAUGGCGAGGAGGAAGAAGAGGAUGCUGGUGAUAAUGCAGGGAGUCGUCGGAUGGCCCGACGGAAGCUGGCCUCGUCAUCGUCGACAAAAGCCGACAAACUCAGUGAACUGCGGCGCAAGCGCGCGGAACGUGCGCAUGGUCGCGCGUCUCGUGCAGGUGAUGGCCAUGUCGAUGACAAUGACCAAGGCGACGAUGACGACGACGACGACUAUGCGAGAGGGGUCCGCGGACCGCCUCGUCGACGGCGCCGAGUGAGUUUGAGCGACAGCGAAUACGAGAGCGAGUCGGACUACGAGCCAGCGUAUUUGCCGCGGCGCGCUCGUGAAGAGUCGCCUAUUCUGUCGGCCAGCAGCAAAGAGCCACCUUCGCUUGAGCAACUGAACAGUGUGCGAGUAGGGCGCGACGAUUUGGAGCGCUUGCUGUUCCUUCCGAACGGCACCGACUUGGUGCGUGGCUGCUUCGUCAAGUGCUCGUGGGGUAUGCGGGAAAGUCCGCGUGGCGGGAAAGAACAUGUGUACCGGGUGCAUCAAAUUCUCGAUGUUCAGCAGCGAGACAAGUACUAUGAUGUGAGUCACGACCACGCAGGUCGCUGGAUGAACAGCUAUGUGACAUUCCGCUGGGGAGGCAAAGACCACCAUGUGGAUCUCCGACCCCUAAGCACACAACGCAUCACUGACUCGGAGCGGCAGCGCUGGAUCGCUGCGGCCGGAGCAGAUGCGAAAUUCCCCAGUGCCGACGCAUUUCGAUCGAAGCAAAUGCAGAUGGAGUCUGCCCUCAGCACCCCUCUGACAGAGGACGAUAUCAAGAAGAUGCUGGAACGCAAGCGUGAGCUACGUCAAGCAGCUGAGUCCCUCGGUUUGCAUGUGACGAGGCUGUCGAGCGACUCGGCGCCGUCGCAGGCCGCCGGCAUGCCAUUCUCCACAGCGGGCAGUGAGGGCUCAGGCGCUUAUGGAACAGGUGUUAAGCACUUUGAUGAGCAUGCGAUGGCGCAGAUCAACGAGCGCAAUCGUCGCUUGGACCGCGAGAGAAUUCAGGAGGCGGAGCGUCGUGCGGCACGUGCAAAGCGUGCCAUGGUGUCGAACGCCAGUGCCACAGGUGCCGAGACGGGCGCUCAACAUGACGCGAGUGCUACCGUCAGCACAACAGGCGUGGAUUCAGGUGCAGGUGCAAAUGCAAGCGAGAGCGCAAGCGCUGCACCUGACGGCCAGGACCACGCAGGAUCCAUGCCACAUGCCCCCGUGUCGGCGAUCCUUGCGUCAGCACCAGCUGGCUCCGCUGUCGUGCCCAACAUGGAGGUGGACUUGGGCGACUUUUAG